CGAAUCAUAUUACACUCCCGUUGCCGGCUCCCCCCCACCACACACCUGUGCACGCACGCCACCACACCCAGAUACCCUGAUCCCAGGCACACGCAAUCCCAUUCCGAUCCCACCCCCGGAUUCCCCCCAUUCCCAUUCCCACCUCCUUUAUUUAUAAAUAAGCAAACCCUUUUUGGCUUUCUCUCUCCUCCACCUGGACGGCCGGACUCACACCGCCACCACGCACCGGCACCGGCGACGGCGAGAGCGAGCUAGCUGUUCGAUCGGUUGGUUGAUUCGAUCGGAUUGGAUCCGAUGGGGAGGCGGUCGAGCGGGUCGGCGGGGGCGGAGCCGCUGCUGCCGGCGGCGCUGAAGGGGGGAGCGGGAGCGGGAGCGGGGAGGAGGGCGGCGAUGAUGCAGCGGUGCGUGUCGCGGGAGGACGACGAGCUGCAGUGGUUCAGGUCGUGCCUGCGGUGGGUGUGCAUGGACCACUCGGGCCCCGGCGGCGCCGCGCUGUCGUGGCUGCUCUUCCUCCUCCUCGCCGUGGCCGUGCCGGCGGCGGCGCACUUGCUCCUCACGUUCCGCGCGUCCAGGAGGCCCUUCUCCGCCGUCGUCCAGGUGUCGCUCUCGGCGGCCUCCGCGGCGGGGUUCCUCUGCCUCUCCUCCUGCUUCCGCCGCAUCGGCCUCCGCCGCCUGCUCUACCUCGACAAGCUCCGCGGCAAGAGCGACCGCGUCAGGCUCAACUACACCGCGCGCCUCUCCUUCUCCUUCCGCCUCCUCGCCUCCCUCGUCGCGCCGUGCUUCGCCGCCGAGGCCGCCUACAAGGUGUGGUGGUACGCCACCUCCGGCGACCGCGUCCCCUUCUUCGGCAACGACGUGCUCAGCAACGUGCUCGCCUGCUCCGUCGAGAUGGCCUCCUGGAUGUACCGCAGCGCCAUCUACCUCCUCACCUGCGUCCUCUUCCGCCUCAUCUGCCACCUCCAGGGCCUCCGCCUCGAGGACUUCGCCGGCACGCUGCUCGUCGAGGUGGAGGAGGGGAGGGCCGGCGUCGAGCGCGUGCUCCGCGAGCACCUCGACAUCCGCAAGCAGCUCAAGGUCAUCAGCCACCGCUUCCGCAAGUUCAUCGUCGCCUCGCUCCUCAUCGCCACCGCCAGCCAGUUCGCCUCCCUGCUCCUCACCACGCGCCACGACUCCGUCGACGAUUUCCUCAACACCAGCGAGCUCGCGCUAUGUUCGGUCGUGCUCAUGUCAGGGCUGAUCAUAAUCCUGAGCAGCGCCGCCAAGAUCACUCACCAGGCUCAGGCGCUGACAGGGCAGACCACCAAGUGGCACGCCUGCUGCACCAUCGAGCCGGUGGAGGAGGAGGCGGAGCUCGGGUCGAACCAGAGCUCCAUGGUCGAGGCCGACCCCGUCAGCGACAGCGAGUGCGAGGAGACCGGCGACGAGGACCUGCUCGAGAACACCAAGAUCCUGCUGCCCCAGGCCACCGUCAUCUCCUUCCAGAAAAGACAGGCACUAGUGACCUACCUGGAGAACAACAGAGCGGGCAUCACGGUGUUCGGGUUCACGCUGGACAGGUCGUACCUGCACACGAUAUUCAUGCUCGAGUGGACGCUCUUCCUGUGGCUGCUGGGCAAGACGAUCGGUUUCUCGUGAAGCCCUGGAAGCGUUUUCUUGCUUGGUUGGUUGCAAUUUUGCGGAUGCGUUUGGCUGUGCAGGUGAAAUGUUGAACAAAUCGAGUCAUUUUUGCAAGUUUGCACCUCUGUAUGUAUGAAUGUAUGUACCAAUGUUUUGUAUUCGAUGUGUAGAAUAUGUAUGUAUAGAUUAUUUUGAGUUGAUUGCGUCGUGGCAAUCCCAACCUUGUACAUGAGCGAUGUCGAGUUUUUGUAUUUUGUUGCCUCGGUUUGCAGUUGCACGCCUGCGGCUUUAGUGCAGGCUUUUGUAUAUCAUCCGGUUUUGUAAUUUGUAAGCCGAUGAAAGUUGCAGAAAGUUUUACAUUUCCCUUGUUUCUGGAGAAGACUUAUGUCGUUUUGUACUAUUUUUUCCUUUGAUAUUUCUUCUUGAAACCGGGAUGCCUGAA
Messenger RNA from Oryza brachyantha (malo sina), 2059 nucleotides. RefSeq lists its product as uncharacterized. NCBI's taxonomy places the organism in Eukaryota, Viridiplantae, Streptophyta, Magnoliopsida, Poales, Poaceae. Bases 295 to 1635 code for a protein of 446 amino acids. The record is from RefSeq and is a predicted model, not a curated record. The transcript is spliced from 3 exons.